Jaculus jaculus (lesser Egyptian jerboa) is the source of this 2397-nucleotide messenger RNA. It is a transcript of the gene Endou, whose product is annotated as endonuclease, poly(U) specific. The record is from RefSeq and is a predicted model, not a curated record. Gene Ontology annotation, biological process: immune response. The coding region runs from base 1 to 1173 and encodes 390 amino acids. Lineage: Eukaryota; Metazoa; Chordata; Mammalia; Rodentia; Dipodidae. The transcript has 9 exons. Gene Ontology annotation, molecular function: polysaccharide binding; RNA endonuclease activity; scavenger receptor activity.
AUGAAGUCGUGUGCGUCUCGCUGCAAUGAGAACUUCAGCCGGGAUGCUGCCUGUCAGUGUGACCGCCGGUGCUCGCGACACGGGGACUGCUGUGCGGACUACGCGCACCUGUGCACUGCUGAAGGAGGCCCCUCAGAGCCAAAGGAGGAGUUGCUGGAGGAAGAGGCCCCAGACAGCCACCUGUACUCCGCACCGAGCUCCUGCCAGGGCCGCUGCCUGGAAGCCUUUGAUAGACACCACCCCUGUCACUGCAACGACCGUUGUCAAGAGUUUGGGAACUGCUGUGAGGAUUUUGAGAGCCUGUGUGGUGACCAUGAGGGCUUCUCCCGCAGCAGUGAUGCCAUAACCCAAGAGGAGCUGCAGAGCGUCUCUGAGAAAAUCUACAGCGUGGACAGCAACAAAGCCCAGAAGAAAGACAUCAUCCUCAAUAGCCAAAACCGCAUUUCCCCAGCAGAGGCCGGAGACCAAGUGGACCGCUGCCCAGAGCCGCUCUUCACUUAUGUCAACGAGCAGCUGUUUUCCAAGCCCACCUAUGCGGCCUUCAUCAACUUACUCAACAAUUACCAGCGGGCCACAGGCCACGGGGAGCACUUCAGUGCCCAGCAGCUGGCUGAGCAGGGCGUCUUCCUCAGGGAGGUCAUGAAGACGGCCGUCAUGAGGGAGCUCUAUGGCUUCCUCUACCAUCAGCACCGCUACAGCUCAGAACAAGAGUUUGUGGAUGACUUGAAGAACAUGUGGUUUGGGCUCUAUUCAAGAGGCAAUGGAGAAAGGGACUCAAGUGGCUUUGAGCACGUCUUCUCAGGUGAGGUCAAAAAGGGCAAGGUCGCUGGCUUCCAUAACUGGAUCCGCUUCUACCUGCAGGAGAAGGAGGGUCUUGUCGACUAUUACAGUCACAACUACGAUGGGCCUUGGGAUUCCUACCCUGAUGUCUUAGCCAUGCAAUUCAACUGGGACGGCUACUAUAAGGAAGUGGGCUCGGCUUUCAUAGGUAGCAGCCCUGAGUUUGAGUUUGCCCUCUACUCCCUGUGCUUCAUCGCCAGACCAGGCAAAACGUGCCAGUUAAGUCUGGGUGGCUAUCCUUUGGCCAUACAGACCUACACCUGGGACAAGACUACCUACGGAAAUGGCAAGAAGUACAUCGCCACAGCCUACAUUAUAUCUUCCACUCAGUAGAGCUUUCAGGCAGAAGGGCCAUGAGGGCAGUGGGCCAUGUAGGAUCUAGGUGCCAUCUGCUCUCACUGGAGAGGGAAGGGAGGAGCCUGGGAGGGAACACCAAAGCCCACAUUUAUAAAAGGUGCUUUCAAAUCCAGAAAUGCCCAUGUGGCAGACAGAAAAGAUACAAAUUUGAAAAUGCAGAGAAACAGUGAAACUUUUGUCUUUUAGCAACAUGACUAAGAAAGAGUCCCUCUCUCCAGAGAAGAUGCCAACUCUUGGUAGCUCUUUGCUCUGAAGUGUUAGACUAUGAGCAAGUCCUUGGCCUAAUGGGCACCUUUAAUGUGAAGGGGAGGGGUCUUCCCCUUCUCCUAUUUGUCGGUUGAGGAGAGGACAAAGCUGACAAUAUCAUGACUUUGAAGUGUCUUCAAUUGUUCAUUGGUGGAAUGGCUGGCAGAAAUUUAGGGUUAUUGUAAUGGCUACUACUGGACACAGUUCUGCAAACUGGAAUUCAGCCACAUGUUGGUUCCCAAGGAAGUUGGGUCACAGAACCAAGACCUGUGGUCUUUCUAGGUUAGAUCCUAUUGAACAGAGUCUGGAAGAAUCCAGCAUGGGACAGAGCAGGGUAAUGGGUUGGGGCAAUGAGUGGUUUGAGGCAGAUGGUCUCUUUCAGGCUGGAGUAUUUUUGUAGUCAGCUAAGUAUCUGCUCCUAGAAGUUUCCCAUUAGUAGAUGUUUAGUGCAGUUACAGAUACAUGUUUUGAUUUCACACAAUAUUUUAUCUUAUUUUAUUUUUUGGUUUUUCAAGGUAGGGUUUCACUCUAAUCCAGGCUGACCUGGAAUUCACUAUGUAGUGAAUUGUAGUUUCAGGGUGGCCUUGAACUCACAGUGAUCCUCCUACCUCUGCCUCCUGAGUGCUGGGACUAAAAGCGUGCACCACCACACCAGACUUACAUAGUAUUUUUGUUAUUUUGAACUAGCCAUCUUAAUAGGAGGAAGAUUUAGCAUCAGAGGAAGAAAAUAAUUUAUACUUUGGUGUUAUUGACAAUUACAUUAAGGUUUAUCCAUCUUCCAUAAUUUGAAAAGUUCUAGGAUGGGAGAGGAGGGUGACAAUGGCUCCUUAUCUCAACUGCAAUGAUGCGUUUCUCCUGAGUCCACUGGGAGCCAGAUGCUGCCCACAGAGCCAGGCUUGCACCAUGCUUAGAGACCUCACGUUUCCAAUUAAAGUCAAUGAAGAGAACCAGAAA